Eruca vesicaria subsp. sativa (arugula) is the source of this 306-nucleotide messenger RNA. NCBI's taxonomy places the organism in Eukaryota, Viridiplantae, Streptophyta, Magnoliopsida, Brassicales, Brassicaceae. The record is from the annotation of a GenBank genome assembly.
AUGGCCCCGCCACCGCUUCCAUCAUCUCCUUCCUCCUCUCUUUCGUCGUCUUCCAUGCCUCACAACUCAUCUUCUCCAUCUCACUCGCUCUCCUCUUUUCACCAACCUCAGAUUCUCCUCUCUCUCCUCUCCAAUUCACCCUCGGCCUCCUCCGCCAGCUCUCGGAUCCAGACUUCCACCGCGGCUCUCGUGUCUCUCUGCGCAUUGCGCGUUUCGUCUCCGCCACUGGCUUCGACGGCCUCUGAUCCGUGGCUGAGUUCUCUUCUCGACUGGAGUGAUUGUGAACAAGAUUUAGAGGGUUCGUGA